Molecule: messenger RNA, 6844 nt
Organism: Passer domesticus (house sparrow)
Lineage: Eukaryota; Metazoa; Chordata; Aves; Passeriformes; Passeridae
Gene: REP15
Product: RAB15 effector protein
Biological process (GO): receptor recycling
Source: RefSeq, a predicted model, not a curated record
AUGUGGAAACAACCUCCUCUGGCAGAGAAAAUGGGCCAGAAGGUCUCCCAGUAGGACAACCAGGAGAACAAGGCUGAAAUGCUGGUCAUCUGUGAAGUCUUCAGCCAAGGUGUGUUCUAUGCAUCUCAAAGGCUGAAGGACUAUCUGGGUUUCGUGGAUCCUCAAAGCAAAUUUCAGCCAGCCACGAACACACUGAGCGAGAUCUUCCUGGUCAACUUCAUCGUCUUCUGCGUGGGAAAGGUCAUGGCAGAGCAGAUCAUGACCAGCAAAAUGACCAAGCAGCAGUCCUCCCUGUUGGACUGGAUCUGGACUCUGUGGGGGUCUGACAAACAGAUCAAGAUGCAGAUCGCCAUGCAGGCUUUGCAGCCGGCUGAGCUUUCCAUAGUGACAGCCUUGCAGGAUUGCUGCCGGGAGGCUGGUCUGGUCGAUGAGUGCUUCCAGAACACGAGCAGGUUUGAGAAGCUGGCCAAGUUCUGCCGCCUGGUGGGACAGGACUGCCUGGGCUUGUUCAGCAUGUUUGGCAUGCCAGGGACGCCCAAGGACAUCUGAGGAGUCUUGCUGGACAGAGUUGCCAAGGAGGAGCAAAAAUGCCACCUGUUGGGCAGGAAUGCCCCGCGGCAAUUUGCCACCAGCACUGACAGCUCCCUGCCCACAAAAGACAUGCUGGAAAAUUGCCUGGACACCAAAAACAGGCUGAAGGAUGUGGGCAAUGUGUACUUAAACUUUGUGUGAGCAGCUGGGCAGGAGCAGCAGCUCCGUGCAGCAGCAGGGGCCAAGUGAGGCUCAGCUCUGCCCCUCUGUCUCCCCUCCCCACACUCCAUUCCCUCCACCUUCCCCUCAAUCCAUCAUGUUCUCUUAGCUCCUGUAGAAGCCAGGCUGAGUCAGCCUCUCCAGAUUUUAAAACAAACAGGAUGGAUCUGGCAGAAAAAUGCAUUUAUAGAAGGCACAACGUUUUCCCAGAACAUUUUGUUUGCCAGACAUUAAGUUUUGGCUGGAGCUGCUGAAAGCUUUAUCAGCCAGAGCUCUGGGGAGGUCCUGGUGAAUUUGACUGAGAGUCUUUGUUUGCAGUGUGGCAGACUUUUUUUCUGUCCUAGGAGGGUGAGUCUGUAAUAAUGGAAAUGUGCUGGUGCUUGUCAGAAGAGUUGCUAUGAGUGUGAAGGACAAUACCAGUGAGCUGGUUUCAGUUAAGAGGAAAAGCCCUUCCCAGUGCCAGAAAUUUCUCUUUCUCUGAGAGAGACUUAUUAAUUACCUGCUGCCUAAUUGGUGCCAGGCUCCACAGGGCCUUGGAGCUGUGAACAAAAGGCAGGGCUGGAGCCAACUUCAAAGCUUUUCUCACUGAGUGGCUGUGUCAGGGCAAGAUGUGGCAAAAGCCAGGGGCAGGUGUUCAAGAACACUUGGGAAAAAUCAAGCCACAGGGACAAAAACCAGGCCUGAUGUAGGUAGGACCUUUUCAUAGCAACAGAGGCAACCCCUGACCAUUCACAGCAGAGAGCAAAUCUGGAGAAGGCAUGAUUAUGUCACUUGGAAAAUUUUUUCACUAGCUUAGAGCUGAUGGUAUUUAUGGGCUUGAUUUAUUCUAUUUCCUUCAGCUUUUACUGUACUAAGGCUUUGGGGUUAUAGAGUUAUAAUUACUUGCUUUAACCAGUGAAGGACAACCUGAUCCAUAUUUAAACUGGUAAACUCACUUUGGUUAUAGCUGUCUGAAUAGUCUUGUCAGUCCAAAACUCAUCUGCCGCUAAUCUUCAUAUAAAUUCAGUCAUUUAACAGAAUAAAAAUAAUACUGAAAACACAUUCAUCUUUCACUAUUUACUGUUCAAGUUGUAAGAUGGGGGAAGCUGUGAGAGCUGAGAAUCAGAGGCUGUUACUUAAAGAGCCAUUAAAAAAAGAGCCUAAAGAGGCUGAGGCAUCAGUGCCAGGAGUGUUUGCAGCAUUCCAUGGCAGAGGCAGGAAAUCUGAAAGGGGAACUGAAAUAAAAACAAACACAGAGAACUGUGACAUUUUUGCUGAGUCACAAACGUAGCUGGGUUUGAAGGAGGGUUUCAGUCCUGAAACAGUUAAUUGAGAUAGGAUUGUUUUUAAAGAGCUGCUGUUACUGUAUUCUCUGUGUGUGGCUGGGUUUGAUGGGACAGAGGAGACAGUUUUGGUGUGUUGCAUAGAGAACCUGCAUAGCUGUGGGGGAUAGGUUUUUUUUCCUGUUUAACAGAAGAAUCAACAUUGCAGCAGGAUUGAUACUGGUUUAUAAAAGACCUGCAGGAAGCUUUAAUUUCACAUUAAAUUGGUAUAUUAUAACUAGUGUGACUUCACCUCUCCAGUUCUUUAGAAAAGCUGGCUUACUUGAAAACUGGGCUUUUUUUCCUUUGCAUGCUUUCUCAAUAAUAGAAAGGAAAGGGGAAAAUCAAAAUGUCUUGACUGUAUAGAGUUUGAACUAUGAGAGUUACACACUGGGGUAGUUGUUGAUUUGAUUUGUGUCCUCAAAAGGCUCUGGUACCCCAGAGAUGGCACAUAGGCUUGCUAUGUUAUUUUGGGAGCUGGGUUAUGUUGCCCAGGCUGCAGCACACUCUGACCCUUUCCCUUGUGGGCUUUAGCUCAGGCCCCUGGGCCCUCAGCCAUGGUGGGAAUUGGCCAAGGCUCUGGACUCUGGCUAACAGUGAAAAGUAUUUAACCAUGUAACUCUGACUGUGUUCAUCUGCUCAGCCAAGCUGGAGCCUCAGCUCAGGUGACUCACAUCCAUCCCCAGGCUUCUGUGACUGCACGUGCUGAUGGACCAGGUAAAGUGCAGCCCCCAGCCCAUGAAAUUCCCAGGCACUUUGUGUAGAAACAUGACACAGUGUUUGUCCUGGGUUCUGAAGAACCCAGAAUUCACACCUUUGUCCCUUAGCAGUGUUUUCUGUUCUAAUUUCCCUCUGAACACUCACUGCUGGGAUACACUGGGGAAAGCCCCGUCCCUGCAUGGGAUGGAAACUUCUCCAUGUCUCACCAAGAGGUUCAAAGCCCAUUUGGUUUUCUGGAAGCAGUUGAUGAACUCGGUCUUGCUUGGAGUCUUGCUCGGAGGGUCAGCAUUCCCUCUGCCAGGAGAAGGGGCAGAGGACACUUUGGUGAGAACGUCCCCUUUGGGAAGGUUCCACCUCCCUGCUGUCCAGAAGGCACAGCAGAAAUGGGUGUUGAGACCAGAACUACUGAAAAUGAGGGGCUCAGGGAAAGGCAAACUCCCUCUGUGUGCCAGAGGCUCCGUGUGCUUUGCCAGAGGUGCCCCAGAGCAGCGGCACCUCCCAAGCUGCUGGGCCUGGAUCCAUGGCUGUGCCGCGGCAUCUAUCCAGACCUGCUGGGCUGGGAGCUGAGGUGUCCCCCCGCCUUCAUCCGUGCCCCCCUGUGCUCCCCAUUUGUUCCAGCUGCUGCACUGCUCCUGCUGGCCCUUUCUUCUGGCUCUGUCUCCCUUUUCUGCUUUGGCUGGGCUGUGGGAAUGCCUCUGCUGCCUUCUAGAGCUGGGUGAGGAGCACUCGGAUGUCAUCCAGGGUGCAGUUCAGGAUUUGUUGUGAGGACAGAAACCUAAGGGACCAAGGUGAAAGCAAACCUGGGCUGGGCAUGGCUGGGAGCCUGAAUCCCAGGGCCUGCUGCAUUUCCCAGGAGGAUGCACAGGAGUGGUCAAUGCAGGCAUGAAACAGAGCUGGAUGCAUCCCUCUGCAAGCACAGAAUUUCUGGGCCGGGCUGUGGGCUGUCCUUACCAAGGGGACAAGUGACCCCUGCUCAUGGAUGGCUGGAAAUUACCCAGGUGGGAUGGGGAGGAGCAGAGCUGGAAUCACCAGAGCUGCCUCAGGUCAGAGGACAUUGGCACUGACCCGGUGAUGGAGAUUUGCUUUUGGCCACCUUAUCUUUGUUUUGUGCACAGCAGGUAUCACUUGGAAAAAUGGCCAGAGGAUGCAUUAAAUGCCUGCUUAGGGACAAGCCCCUUGCUCCCUGCCUCUCUACUCCCUCUGCUCCUGCCUGUGGACUGUGCAGUGUCCUUGUUCCCACCAUUUCCUUUGCCAACUCCUGUGCUAACAUAGCUCCAGAGCUCUCGCCAGAGCCAGAGCUUCCUCAUUCAGGGUCUGCAAAUGAGGGCAGAAAAACACAUUUGCUCUCAAAGGUUGGAAAUGGGCUCUCCCAAAGGCAGGGAUCCAUGGGGUGGUAGCUCCCAGUUUGGGUGUUUGUUCUGGGUUGUGAGGGCACCUCGGGACACCCCAAGGAGCAGGAGGUGACUGGAGAUGCUGAUUAAGUCCUGCCAGGGCACAGCACCUGCCUGCCAGCCCCGUGUCCAUCCCCUGCCUGCUCUCAGCUGCAAACAGGGCUGAACCACGAGGAGCAUCCAGCAGAGUCCUGCCAGCCCCGGCUUCCGCUGCUCUGGGUCCCCAGCUCCUGGGCCUUUGAGGGAUCUACGUGGAGGAGCUGAAGAACCAGAGGUCAAGUGGGAUUAGAUGAACUCUGCUCUCCCUGCAAUCCUCCAUUUCUCUGUGGGAGCCUUCCAUCUCCCAGAGGUUGCAGUUUAACUGAAUGGUGGUGGAGAAAGAAGGAAGAAGCCCUGGGAUUCUUCAGGAUGGGUGUUUAGGCAGCCCUGGGCACAAAUCAGCAUUUUUGUACAAACGUGCAGUCCCUCAAGCGCUUGCAAUAGGUGCUAAAUCUCCAUCGUCCUUCCAAAAACCCAACCCUGAGGCACCUCCCAGCUUCCAGCAGCCACACACCCAGCGUGGGGGGAUAUUCCAGCGGGAGCGAUCGCUGGGGUGGCCCCUGGGGUGGCAAAGCAAAGGGUGUCAGCUCAGGGCAGAGGCUCGGAAAGGGCCAACACAGCCCCAGGGAUGUGUCGAGAGGGAGAGCUGGGGAGGCAGCUGGAAUUGGGCACCGGGAGGGGACCCCGGGUGGGGAAUGCGGGGAACUUCAGACCGCGGGCUGGGGGACCCAGCAGGCGCUGCUGGCUCCGGCAGGGCCCUGCCAGAGCUGGAGCCGUGGGAUGCUGGAAUGGCUUGGGGUGGAAGGGACCUUAAAAGCUCAUCCUGCUCCACUCCCUGCCAGGGGUAGGGACACCUUCUACUAUCCCAGGUUGCUCCAAGCCCAGUCCGGCCUGACCUUGGACACUGCCAGAGAUCCAGGGGCAGCCCCAGCUUCUCUGGACAUCCUGUGCCUCAGGCCCCUCACAGGAAAGAAUUUCUUCCCAAGAUGCCAUCUGUCCCUGCCCUGAGUCAGUGGGAAAACAUUCCCUGUUUUCCUGGCACUCCAGGGUGACAGGCACAGCAAAGGGAAGGUGUCAGGGAUGGGGACCAGUGUAGCAGGCUCAGGGCCUGCGAGGCCUUGGCGGUCAGAGGCCUAAAAGCUAGGAAAUGCCAAGUCAGCAUGACUGGACCCUAGCAGCCCCUCUCUUCCUCCUUCAGACCCUGCUUAUCUCUCUGUAAGCCCAUAGGUCACUUUCCCCUGACCCUUACUAUUGGACAGUUUUCAAAACCCCUGUAGGGUAUAAAAACCCCCUGAUUCUGCCGGGUUCGGUAGAAGAGCUGUCAAUGGGAACCUUCGCGGAACACCCGAAUGAAAGAACCCAGCGGAACCUCAUAUAGCACUUCUCCUUUCUCUCCCUGCGUCUGCUGCUGCGGUACCUAGCAAGCUAAAGAGCUGGAAAUCACUGAGAGCUGAUAAUCACUGAGAGCUGAAAAUCACUAUAGCUUGCCUAGGUUGCCUGAGCUCCCGCUGAGCUAUCCCGGCUUCCGGCACUCCCUGCUGGGCAUCAGCCCGGUGGGUAGCCGCCGGCAAUAGCUGGCACUCCGAACUAAGAGACCAGGAAUGUUUCCUCUUUUUCCUCUUGCUUUUCCCAGCUAAAAGGGAAUUUAAUCACAAUGUCAUAUGACCUCAGUGAGGGCAUGUGGCCAUAUCUGCUGUACUUAUGGAUACUUUAUUCCCUGUUCAAUCCUCUUCUUCUCCUUUAGCUCCCCAUAGACCAUGGGGACAGUGAGAGAAAAGCCACAUCUGUGGACACAGAGGGGACCUUCCAUCCAGAGCAGCUUCUGGCUGUGGCUGAAAGGUCAGUGAGUGGAAGACAGAAGUAGAUGGACCCACAGCUCAGCUGGAAAAUGUUUUCCACAGGUCCUGGAGGUUGAUCUGGCAGGUAUUCCCUUUGCAAAGCUCUGCUGUUGCUCCUCUCCCAUCUCUGCUGUUGCUCCCUCUCCCACUGUCUCCCCACAGCUCUUGUGUCAUUGUCCCUUGGCAUGAGGUGAUUUCUCUCUCUUGCUACUGGAAGGGACUAGGAGCUUCCUGAGCAGCUGGGGACAGACUGGCUGGAUCCUGUCAGCUCUUUCUGAAGGGAAUUGGAUCUAAUCCUGCUGGCUUCUCCCACAGCAAGGACUGCUCCUGUGUUCCCUGCUGCCAGGGAAUGUUUGGCAGCCAAGCGAAGGAGAGGAAGAGAAAUUAUGCUUGCAGCAGGCAUAGGUGUGUCUGUGCUGGCCGUGUACAGGGUGACCUUGGAAUCGUGGAAUCCUUCAGGCUGGAGAAGCCCUCUGAGAUCACGGUGCCCAACCAUUCCCCGGUUGUCCCCAUGAUAUUUUCUGAAAAAUCCUCUUUGCCCAGGAUGUUUCUCCUGAGAACCUGAGAAGCCUCAGAUAGUGUUUUGCUGCUUUGGAAUGCAAUAUGGAGAUUGUUUAUCCAGCAUGUGAAUUGUUUUUACUUAAUGACCAAUCAAAAAGCCAGCCGUGUUGGACUCUCUGAGAAGUCACGAGUUUUUAUUAUUCAUUCUUUUCUAGCCUUCUGAUGUAUCCUUUUCUCUAUAGUUUAGUAUAGUUCUAGUACAUAAUUUCUUAUAAUAAAAUAUAAUAAAUCAGCCUUUUAAGAA